AUGGAUAAGAUGGUGAGCAAGAUCAAGCUUGGAGAAGAAAGUUUCUGGUUCUUCAAGCAAGAAGAAGAAGGCACCCAAGCUCCCACUUUCCCUAGGAGUCACUCCUCACCACCCAAAGGAGGCUCCCUGCCCAAGAGCCUCACAGAGCCUCUUCUUUCGAGCCAAGGGAAGGAGAAGACAACACGCAGAGAAGGAGGAAGAGUUCCAAGGCCAGACGCUCCAGCUCGACCACCGGACUCGAUCGAGUCCAAACAGAGGAAACUCAACUCGAUCGAGCUGACGGUCGAGUUGAGGAGGAGCCCCAGUUCGAGGAUCCUGGAUUUGAGUACGAUCCACCCUUACCAGGACUCCCCGAGUAGAUGGAACCCCUAUGGACAGUCGAGCUACCAAUGCUCCACCAAGGCCAAGGAAGCCACACACAUUUGA
Microthlaspi erraticum is the source of this 426-nucleotide messenger RNA. Lineage: Eukaryota; Viridiplantae; Streptophyta; Magnoliopsida; Brassicales; Brassicaceae. The record is from the annotation of a GenBank genome assembly.